Messenger RNA from Helianthus annuus (common sunflower), 1345 nucleotides. Its product is annotated as MADS-box protein SVP. Gene Ontology annotation, biological process: positive regulation of transcription by RNA polymerase II. The coding region runs from base 552 to 1238 and encodes 228 amino acids. Gene Ontology annotation, molecular function: DNA-binding transcription factor activity, RNA polymerase II-specific; RNA polymerase II cis-regulatory region sequence-specific DNA binding; protein dimerization activity. The record is from RefSeq and is a predicted model, not a curated record. Lineage: Eukaryota; Viridiplantae; Streptophyta; Magnoliopsida; Asterales; Asteraceae. The transcript is spliced from 8 exons. Gene Ontology annotation, cellular component: nucleus.
UACACAUCAGUUUUUACCCAAAAUACAUGUUAAAUCUAAAUCCCCAAUUCACCAAUCAACCACUGACAUCAACUCAAAUCCAUCAAAUUUCUUAAGAAUCUAUUCCAUUUUGUGAAAUCUAACUGCAAUGUUCAUGGGUUUUCUGUUUUUGGUUUGAAAGUUGAGUUUUUUAUUGAAAAAAAUUCAUCAUCUUCAUCAGUUAAUGAUAAGCAUAAUCAUCAAGAUCAUCUUCAUUGUUCUUGUUCUGGUUAAAAGAGUGAAUUGGGUAAAUUGGUGUUCCUGUCUGCUUUUGAAUCUGUUUAGGGUUACUAAUUUAAGCAUUGGGUUUACCCUCCAAAUUUGGAAAAAAACAAUAAUGCAAUCCCUUUUGUUCUCUACCAGCAAAGAUAAAUAUUUCUAUUUAUAAGAAGACCCUCAAUUUGUUUGUUGGUUUAUUCUAUGUUCUCUUGAAAUUAAGCACUGGUUCUGUGUGUGUGUAAUUUUGUUUCUUUUUUUUUUUUUAAUUUUUUCACACACACAUAGUGUGAGUGAGUGUGUGUUACAGUGGACUUAUGAUGGCUAGGGAAAAAAUAAAGAUUAAAAAGAUUGAUAAUGCUACUGCAAGGCAGGUGACCUUCUCAAAGAGGAGAAGAGGGUUGUUCAAGAAAGCUGAAGAGCUUUCUGUACUUUGUGAUGCUGAUGUUGCUAUUAUCAUCUUCUCUUCUACUGGCAAACUUUUUCACUACUCUAGCUCAAGCAUGAAAGAAAUACUUGAAAGGCAUAGCUUGCAUUCAAAAAACAUUGAGAAGCUUGACCAACCAUCACUUGAAUUGCAGCUCGUUGAAGACGUUAAUUAUGCCAAAUUAAGCAAAGAAGUUGCUGAAAGAACUCUUCAAUUAAGGCGGUUGAGGGGGGAGGAGCUCCAUCGUUUAAGUAUCGAAGAGCUGCACCAGCUGGAGAAGUCCCUUGAAGCUGGAUUGGGUCGGGUUGUUGCAAAAAAGAGUGAGGUGAUCAUGAAAGAGAUUAACCAUCUUCAAGAAAAGGAAAUGCAACUCAUGGCAGAGAAUGACCGCCUCAGACAAGAAAUGUUAAAGGUAUCUAAUGCUCGAAAACAAAUUCAUACUGAGAUGGCGAAUGUAAUUGGUGAAGACGGUCAAUCAUCAGAAUCUGUUACCAACAUUUCCAACUCUGCUGGUCCUUCUCAAGACUAUGAGAGCUCCUAUACAUCCCUCAAGUUGGGGCUACCUUACACAGGCUGAUUGGAAGAACUAGUAGGAUUUAUGUAUUAUGAAGCAUGUAAAUGAAAAUUUUAGAUGAUGCUGCUGAUGUUUAUGGAUAUGGUUUAUUUUGCCAUUUGGAUUUUAUA